This is a messenger RNA of Coregonus sp. 'balchen', 4213 nucleotides long. NCBI's taxonomy places the organism in Eukaryota, Metazoa, Chordata, Actinopteri, Salmoniformes, Salmonidae. The record is from the annotation of a GenBank genome assembly.
AUGUUCCCUUCGUGCUAUUCAAAGCCGACGAGUUCAAAGGACCAAUUCAAAAGGACUUCUCUGACAAAGAUAUUACUAGGAGUGUUCGUCGUGUAUAUGUCACACACCUGCUGGGUGAUCUAUGGCUUCGUAUACACCAAGCCUUGUGAGAGAGGUAAAGGAGACUGCAUUUCUUCCUACCUUGCAGAAAGACCCCGUCUCCAGGUAAUUAGUGGCCUUGGUCUUACACAUACUGCAGUGAAACCCUAGAUGUAGGGUAGGUUUUUAGUACAAUUAAUCAUCUUUAGCUAUUGUAUUUGGUCAGAGAAUUCAUGCAUCACAAUUUGAUUAGUGACCAUGGUGCACAAGAAGUGUCUUUCAUGGCCCAUAAAGAUCAAUUGAAUUGAAUCUAUGAGAAGUCUCAUUUAUUUUAACAGCUCAGCAUUUUCUCCAGUUUGAGGCCUGACGACAGUGAACUCAACCUCAUCAUCCAGAUAGAUGACUUUGACAUACAUUCUAAUUUUGAAAGGUAGGCCGAAGUCCCAUUUAAAUCUGCAGUCAUGUGGCAUAGAAAUAGCAUGUCACUUUUAGUCACGUUCCCUAUAAAGAUAAGGUUAUGAUUGUAGCCCAAAUGGCACCCUUUUCCCUAUGGUCCCUGGUCAAAAGUAGUGCACUAUAUAGACAAUAUGGUGUCAUUUGGGACAGAAGCCGAUAUCUCUCACCUGUCACCAUUGCUUUUCUUGAUUCAAGGGUGGUGAAUGUAUCCCUGCCACUGGCAACACGUAACAACGGGACUCUGCACACAUUGGUUUAUGUACACAAGUUUGGAGUGUCUCCCUUGCAGGAUAACCGGCAGGUCCAUCAUGUUGCCCAGCUCAGCACCUACAUGCUGUCCAAAGGAAAUCUCAGCUCUGCUAAAAAGGUCCUCAAAGUAAGACAACAAAACAAUUCCUCUGUCUAUGUUUCAGUCUGGACUGGGAAAAUAUCAGCUUUAACUGCUCUGUUUGGUUGACCCAUUUGAUUCUCUUUCAUGGCUUGUCCUGUUCUUGCGUUUCUCAGAAACAUGCUGUCACUGCUCCUCGAGUUGUAGACAGACCCAUCUCUCACUGGAGGUCCCGUCUAACCCUAAACAUGAUGUCAGAGGACUUCACCUUCAACAGAGGGACCUUGCCAAGUGAUGUCCGGCGCUACAUGAGAGUGUAAGUCUCUCAUAUAAAAUGUUUGUAUUGUGUGAGUGUGGUGACGUCCGGCACUACAUGAGAGUGUAAGUCUCUCAUAUAAAAUGUUUGUAUUGUGUGAGUGUGUUUAUUUGGGGAGUGGGUGUGCACUAUUAGACCUAAACUUAUAGCACAGCAUCACUCACAUUAUGCAGAGCUAGCUACAGAGAUGGUGAGAAAUAUUGAUGUUUUGUAUCUCAGAUAUUUUGUCUCGUGUUUUAGAUUUCAGGAUGAGAACAGGAUGGUAUAUCUCCCAUUUUUACACAUUGAUGAACUCAGCGUCAGGGUAAAGGAUAUGAUGGUGAGAUGUUACUCUUCUUGUAAAAUAUAUUACAGUUAUAAAUACUAAUUUCAAGAACAUUAAAACAUACCUCAAAAAGAGGACUUGGAGGAUACUUGUUUUUACAAUGUGUGUUUGUAGGAGAUUAACGGCUCCACAACCAAACUACCUCUUACAAUAUCCUACGAAGGCCUAUCGCUGAGGCAAUUCCGUUUCUGGAUCCACAUGCAGGAUGUAAUGUUUUCACUGAAACAUUUUGGUUAGUUUAUUACUUUAGUCCUGAACUUUAACCCUCCUUUUAAACUACUGAGAUACUGUACGUUUGUCAACUUCUUGUAAAAUAACUUUUUUGCUUCAUUUAUUACAGGGUUCACUGAGGUGAAUAUAGAUGAAAUCAAAGGUGUUCUUGUGGACAACAACUUGUACCUGUUAGCAUUGACUACCCUGGUGACUGCAUUCCAUGUAAGUGAUUUUCUAUUAGAAUACAUUAAUUCUAUCACAAAGAUCAUGUCAUCCAUCUACACUUUUCAUUUAUGUGUCUAAUUUUUCAGUUCAUAUUUGAAUUCCUGGCCUUUAAAAAUGACAUAAGCUUUUGGAGGAAGAAGAAAAACAUGGUGGGCAUGUCUCGAAAAGCAGGUAAGAGUGAGGGAGGGGUAAAAUACAUCUUUAUAAUAAUGCAUUUCAUGUUCUUAUUUAUGCAUCUAAGUUUUCAUGCCAAUUUCCUAACUGAGUUAGGGAAGAUGAGGUGUAAGGCUUGAUAUGCGUUCCAAAUGGCACCCUAUUCCCUUUAUAGUGCACUGCAUAGGAAAUAGGGUACCAUUUGGGACAGAUCUUUGGUCUUUGUGGGGAUUUGGGUAUCAUUACCAUACAGAUAGUUAUCCAAGCAGGGCCUCUGGAUAAUCCCACCAUCCGCCCACGAACACUAAUCUACUGAUCUACUCCCAUCUACCUCAGAACUAACCCAGCUCUAUCUGUUUCUCUAUGCUGUUCUGUUCCAGUGCUGUGGAGAUGCUUUAGCACCAUAGUGAUUUUCCUGAAAAUGCUGGAGGAACGAAGCAGCUUGCUAGUUCUAAUUCCUGUUGGAAUAGGAAUCAUAAUUGAGGUAUCUGCCACGAAUCAGCAGUUUGGAAAGGAUUUAGAAUAUCAAUAAAAAUAAUCAAUGCUUUUUGGUGCUUUUUGCCAACCAUAGCCGGGGAUGGCAGAAGGUUCAGUGUUGCCUGCCUGCUGUUCUUAAUGUAUAGUAGUAGUUUAUAUUGUACAUGGCAGAACUUUAUAAGACAACCCACUGGUUAGUGAGGUUUGAGACAUGAAUGUCUUACCAGAGCUCAUGAAUUCCUUCUUCUCCCCCUAUAGGUAUGGAAGGUCAAAAAGGUUUCUAAAAUACAGCUACAGUGGAGAACCUCUAGGUCUAUAGUUCAUGUAAGUAUUUAAAAAUGUAUAUAAAUGGUUUAUUCAUAAUGGUUUAUUCACGUUGCAUUCAUGGAGGGCCAAUGAGUGUAUGUUGGUUUUAAUUAAGAAUCUGUUAUAGAAAAAAUAUAUCGAAUUAAAUUGAUCUUUAGCGUAAAAAACAGUUGUGUAAACUCUGAAUUAUUUCCUUUAUUCCUUGAAACUGGUUGUCUUCAGGUUGGUAAAUUUGAUGAAUCAGAGAGAAAGACUACACAACAUGACACACAGGUAAGUGCAGAAUUAGUUGUAUGUUUGGUUCCUCUUAACACUAAUACAAUAAAUCAAGCAGACAAGUAUUUUCUAAUGCAGCGCUCCCUUUUCUAGGCAAUGAAAUGCCUGUCUUAUUUAGUGUACCCUCUGUCUAUUAGUGGAUCCAUAUUCUCUCUGGUAUACCUGAGGUAUAAAAGGUAAGACAAUUCUGGAAUUUAAUUGUAUUUAAAAUAUAAAUAAAUAGGUUUGAGGACAUUGAUCAUCAACGUAUCUAAUAUUCACAUGUAUUUUGACAGCUACUAUUCAUGGUUAAUCAACAGCCUUGUCAGUGGUAAGUUUACACAUACUCUAUCAAGCCUCCUUGGGGGUUAUGUUUUGAAUAUAAUAUCAAUUGAUUACACAAAUACAUAUUUUAUAUAGAUCUUUAACACUAGCCUGGUCAAGCAGACUGAACGCUGCACUCACUAUUUGUUUCACUGUGAAGUGAAACAGAAUGUGAGCUAUCGAGAUAUCAGGCUGGUUUCACAAGGCUACUUUUUCACAGCCAAUGUUUUUUAUUAGCAGCUACAGAUGUAGGAUCUUAAUUUGAUCACUAUUUUGUUGCUGAGAAUUUUCCUACACCGUACGAAAUGCAGAUAAGCUUCAUGAUUUACAUAAAUUCACUGAAAACCCUCACUAACACACGGUUAUAUUAACAUUAUUGCACUUUUGAUGUAGCCUACCUUUGGCCAGCUAAUAGCCUAACCACCGAUCAAGCAACAUGGACUAAACGUUCAAAUCCUGUUGCUGCAGGAUUAUUUUGCUGUGACAAUAUAGGUCAAAUUAAGAUCCUACAUUUGUAUUAGUGGGUAAUAUCAAUAUUUCCAACUGAAACUGGGCUUCCUCCUGCAGGGAUUUAUGCUUUUGGAUUCCUCUCUAUGGCUCCUCAGCUGUUCAUUAACUUCAAGGUUUGUCCUACUUGAAAUUUAGAGCAUAAUGGGCCCUGAGUAAAAUGUUAUAUUUUGACACAAUUCUUCAAAUUUUCUUUCUUCUUCAGUUGAAGUCCGUGGGCCAUUUGCAAUGGAACGUAUUGAUGUAUAAA